CCAUUUAAGAGACUUUAAGUUUUCACACUAAACCCUCUCUGUAUGUUUUAAGGAAUGGAAGUGAAACAGCAAGCACUGUCUAUGGAGACACCUCCGGCGAUGGAAAAAUUGAACUACGGUGGGAACCAGGAGAAGAAGAAGCGGUUAACCUGUGAGCAGCUUGACUCACUGGAGAGUAGCUUCCAGCAGGAGAUAAAGUUGGACCCUGACAGGAAGAUGAAGCUUUCCAAGGAAUUAGGCCUCCAGCCUCGCCAGAUCGCUGUUUGGUUCCAGAAUAGGCGUGCAAGGUGGAAAACCAAGCAGCUUGAACACUUGUACGAUACACUUAAACAGGAAUUUGAUGCCAUAGCCAAGGAAAAACACAAGCUUGAGGAAGAGGUUAUGAAGUUGAAGGGUAUGCUGAGAGAGCAAGGUUGUAGAACGCAACAAGUAUCAGCAGGUUAUACUACAGAAGUCUCUGCGGAAGAAACAGUGGAAAGCACGUCAGAGCUGGCUCUGCGUUGCUCCAAGAUUCAUCAUCAUCAUCAUCAUCAUCAUCAGAUUCAUCAGCAGCAGCAGAAUACUGCUAAUGCUGAUCAGGGAAACUGUUCUCUCACUCACACUCACAGUCACAUGGCCGAGGAUUGUAGCACAGUUCCAGUCAUGUCCUAUUGGCCUGGGUUACCUUAUUAUCCCUAAACUCUCUGAAUCAAUUAAGUUGUAUCAGUUAAGAACUUUUAGCUUUAAUGUGAACUUAAUUAACA
Molecule: messenger RNA, 743 nt
Organism: Lotus japonicus
Lineage: Eukaryota; Viridiplantae; Streptophyta; Magnoliopsida; Fabales; Fabaceae
Product: homeobox-leucine zipper protein ATHB-22-like
Exons: 2
Coding region: 55-678 (207 amino acids)
Biological process (GO): positive regulation of DNA-templated transcription
Cellular component (GO): nucleus
Molecular function (GO): DNA-binding transcription factor activity, RNA polymerase II-specific; sequence-specific DNA binding
Source: RefSeq, a predicted model, not a curated record